AAAGCAUUUGCGGGGAUGCCUAAGUUAAGACUGCUUCGAAUAGAUCAUGUACACCUCUGUGGAAAUUUUGAACAUCUAUUUGAAGAGUUAAGGUGGCUCUGUUGGCAGUACUGCCCAUUGGAGUCUUUACCAUCCAAUUUUUGUCCAAAGAAACUUCUUGUUUUAGACAUGCAAUUUAGUAGAUUUAAAACACUCUGGAUGGAUGGCAAGCACUUCAAGAGCUUGAAAAUUUUAAAUCUCAGUAAUUCCAAAUGCCUAACAAAAAGCCCCAUCUUUUGUGCACUACCAAUGCUCGAUGAAUUACUGCUUGAAAGUUGUAUAGGUUUAAUGGAGCUCCAUGAAUCAAUUGGGCUUCUAGAUAAACUUGUUCACUUGAAUUUGAAAGAUUGCAUGAACCUCAGGUAUCUUCCAGGCAGUAUCUGCAAGUUAAAGUUUGUUAAACAUGUAAAUCUCAUUGGUUGUGCGAAACUAGAGGAGUUUCCAGAGCACUUGGGACAUAUGGAAAGCUUAACAGAGAUUCUUGCAGAUGGAACAGCCAUCAAACAACUACCUUUCUCUAUUGGACUACUGAAGAAUCUUAGGAGCUUAUCGUUGAAUGGAUGUAAUAGGCAAUUGACAACUAAGUCCUGGUUUUCUCUCAUUUCAUCUUGGGUUUUACUAAGAAAAAAAGCCGACUCCAUAAGAUUUUUACCAUCCUCUGUUUCAGAUUUGUGUUCAGAUUUUUGCGCAACUAGUGAGAUUUAG
Molecule: messenger RNA, 744 nt
Organism: Camellia sinensis
Lineage: Eukaryota; Viridiplantae; Streptophyta; Magnoliopsida; Ericales; Theaceae
Source: RefSeq, a predicted model, not a curated record